UUAGAAAUUAGAAAUUCCCUCCAACUUUGAAGCCUGUUUCACAUAUAGGGUUUCUCCGGGGUUUCCCUGUUCGCAUUCAGCAUCACAAGCAUGGCAUCAUCAUCCUCCACCAACAGCGCAAACUACGACGUGCCGUGGGUUGAGAAGUACCGUCCCAGCAAGGUCGUCGACAUCGUCGGCAAUGAAGACGCCGUCUCCCGUCUUCAAGUCAUCGCUCGUGACGGCAACAUGCCCAACCUCAUUUUAUCAGGUCCUCCUGGAACUGGAAAAACCACUAGUAUACUCGCCCUUGCGCACGAGCUUCUCGGUCCUAAUUAUAGAGAAGCUGUUCUUGAACUAAAUGCAUCAGAUGAUAGAGGAAUAGAUGUUGUGAGGAACAAGAUCAAGAUGUUUGCUCAAAAGAAAGUAACACUUCCUCCGGGGAGACACAAAGUUGUUAUACUCGACGAAGCUGACAGUAUGACAUCUGGAGCACAACAAGCUUUAAGAAGGACGAUGGAGAUAUAUUCUAAUUCUACUCGUUUCGCGCUUGCUUGUAAUACAUCGGCUAAGAUUAUUGAGCCAAUUCAGAGUAGGUGUGCAAUUGUGAGAUUUUCAAGACUAUCUGAUCAAGAGAUACUUGGUCGUCUCAUGGUCGUGGUUCAAGCUGAGAAGGUUCCCUACGUCCCUGAAGGACUCGAGGCUAUCAUUUUCACUGCUGAUGGUGAUAUGAGACAGGGAUUGAACAACUUGCAAGCAACAUACAGUGGGUUUCAGUUUGUAAACCAAGCAAAUGUUUUCAAGGUUUGUGACCAGCCACACCCACUGCAUGUGAAGAAUAUGGUGCGCAAUGUAAUUGAAGGGAAUUUCGAUGAGGCUUGUUCCGGCCUCAAGCAAUUGUAUGACUUGGGAUAUUCGCCUACAGAUAUCAUCACCACACUUUUUCGUAUCAUAAAAAGUUAUGAUAUGGCAGAGUACUUGAAAUUAGAAUUCAUGAAGGAAACUGGAUUUGCUCAUAUGAGGAUUUGUGACGGAGUUGGUUCUUAUCUUCAGAUGUGUGGUCUACUGGCCAAGUUUUCUCUAGUUCGCGAAACUGCUAAAGCUCCAUGAGUAGGUCUUAUGUGCAACUGAUCCACGUCUCUAUUUUCGCUUUUAAGAUAGUGAGAAUGCAGUAUUGAUGAAGCAAGUAAAUUUUAACUUCUGAUAUUUACAUGCUGACUAAUAUAUUAAUGCUUCUACUUCUAAAAAUGGUUUAUGUUUGCUAGGCUCAAUGUCACUUUUCCUAUAUUAGUUAUCAUAUCGUUCUAAUUCAUAA
This is a messenger RNA of Vicia villosa (hairy vetch), 1294 nucleotides long. Its product is annotated as replication factor C subunit 2. Gene Ontology annotation, cellular component: DNA replication factor C complex; nucleus. The record is from RefSeq and is a predicted model, not a curated record. Gene Ontology annotation, biological process: DNA repair; DNA-templated DNA replication. Gene Ontology annotation, molecular function: ATP binding; ATP hydrolysis activity; DNA binding. The transcript is spliced from 7 exons. Bases 91 to 1089 code for a protein of 332 amino acids. Lineage: Eukaryota; Viridiplantae; Streptophyta; Magnoliopsida; Fabales; Fabaceae.